AACUUCACAAGAAUUGCUUUAACCAUUCAACAUAAGAAACAAGAACAGGGUUUUUCUCAUCCGAGAACGAGCGCUCACCGAUUCGUCACAUCCUUUCAUUUUAGCUUUCCGUUAAUCUUUUGCUCGAGCAAACAACAUUAGUACGUAGCCAUAGAAUCUUUGUUCAAUCACUUUGUCAAGGUAAUAAACAGUAAAAGACACUACUACUACAGUAGUCAUUAUGACAAGCAUAAUUUAUCCUACACCAGGUGCUCUGCGAGAGAAAAUGAGGCUACAUCACAGGCAUCUCCUUUGGGAACUGCCAUUGAUUUAUCGAGGUGAAAGUGCACUAGUAAAAAGGGUAAAACAUAGGGUUGCCAGGAGUAAAGCAAGGGAACCACAAGCUGUGGCAUUUGAAGUUUCCACCGCAGCAUCAGAGGGUGGAAGCAAGUAUGAUGAAAAGCUGCUACAAAACUAUGUGCCACUUUAUGUAAUGCUCCCAUUGGGAGUGGUUACAGCUGACAACGUUUUUGAAGGUGGAGAGAAGCUCGAGAAGCAGCUUAAGGAUCUAAGAGCAGCUGGGAUUGAUGGGGUCAUGGUGGAUGUAUGGUGGGGGAUCAUAGAAGCCAAAGGCCCUAAGCAGUAUGAUUGGAGUGCUUAUAGGAGCUUGUUUGAACUUGUUAACAAAUGUGACCUAAAGAUACAAGCGAUAAUGUCAUUCCACCAAUGUGGUGGGAAUGUAGGGGAUGUUGUUUACAUCCCAAUUCCUCAAUGGGUACGUGAUAUUGGAGAAACAGAUCCUGAUAUCUUUUACACCAAUAGAUCAGGUAACAGAAACGAGGAGUACCUCUCCCUUGGUGUGGAUCACCAGCCUCUCUUUGGUGGGCGGACCGCCAUUGAGAUGUAUAGUGACUACAUGAAGAGCUUCAGGGAGAACAUGGCGGAUUUUCUUGAGGCUGGACAGAUAAUAGAUAUUGAAGUAGGUUGUGGGGCAGCAGGGGAGUUAAGAUAUCCCUCUUAUCCAGAAACUCAAGGAUGGGUUUUUCCUGGCAUUGGGGAAUUUCAGUGUUAUGAUAAAUAUCUCAAAGCAGAAUUCAAAGAGGCAGCAAAAAAUGCAGGCCACCCUGAAUGGGAAUUGCCAGAUGAUGCAGGGACAUACAAUGACAAACCUGACUCAACAGAGUUCUUUAAACAAAAUGGAACAUACCUUACUGAAAAGGGAAAGUUCUUUUUAACUUGGUAUUCCAACAAGUUGCUGACGCAUGGAGAUGAUAUCCUCGAUGAAGCCAAUAAAGCUUUUGUGGGAUGUAAAGUCAAAUUAGCAGCUAAAGUAUCUGGACUGCAUUGGUGGUAUAAACAUCAUAGUCAUGCUGCAGAGCUCACUGCAGGGUACUACAACCUGAAAGACAGAGAUGGGUACCGACCAGCAGCAAGGAUUCUAUCAAGGCAUCAUGCUAUUAUGAAUUUCACAUGUCUUGAGAUGAGGGACUCAGAACAAUCAGCAGAAGCUAAAAGUGGACCUCAGGAACUCGUUCAGCAGGUCCUCAGUGGAGCAUGGAGAGAGAAGAUUGAAGUUGCAGGUGAGAACGCACUUUCAAGAUACGAUGCUGAAGCUUACAAUCAGAUCCUUCUAAAUGCCAGGCCUAAUGGUGUCAACAAGUGGGGUCCUCCUAAACUGAGGAUGUUUGGGGUAACAUACCUUCGGUUAUAUGAUGAACUAUUUGAAGAAAAGAAUUUCAACCUGUUCAAGACAUUCGUCAGGAAAAUGCAUGCUGAUCAAGAUUACUGCCCAGACCCCAGCAAAUAUGGCCAUGAAAUAGGCCCGCUGGAACGAUCAAACCCACAGAUUCCGAUUGACGAUAUCAUAGAUGCAACGAAGCCGAUGAAGCCAUUCCCAUGGAAUAAACAAACAGAUAUGCCGGUUGAUGGAGCUGGACAAUUUGGUCUGCUUGGUGGUCUGAUAAACGGGAUCAAAUCCAUUUUCUUCAAGUGAAAACAUGGAAAAAUGCAGAGAGAAUAAUGAGAGUGAAGGAAUCAAAUUAACAUUCAAUGCUAAUAUGGAUUCCUUCUAGGGCUAUGAGUGAGCUUUCAAUGUAUCUGCUGUUUGAAUAAAUAAUACACAUUAUCUAUAUAUGGCUCACAUUAUCCAA
Populus nigra (black poplar) is the source of this 2129-nucleotide messenger RNA. Its product is annotated as beta-amylase-like. The record is from RefSeq and is a predicted model, not a curated record. The coding region runs from base 221 to 1972 and encodes 583 amino acids. Lineage: Eukaryota; Viridiplantae; Streptophyta; Magnoliopsida; Malpighiales; Salicaceae. Gene Ontology annotation, biological process: polysaccharide catabolic process. Gene Ontology annotation, molecular function: beta-amylase activity. The transcript has 8 exons.